CUAAUAUACUUUGGAAAAUAAUUUGAGAUGAAGUGAGUAUUCAGUUCCGUAAUUCAAUUUAGAGUCCAUUUGGCGACUAUGUUUUUGGCUUAUCAUGUUUAUUAGCGGACCUUUUCAUCAAACACUUGACUUUUGAUUUUCCGCGUUGGAUUGUGUAAUAAUAAGGAAAAAUAUAGUUGAAGUUACUUUUCUGGUUGUUCCUGUAGAGGAUCAUAUCAGCUAUUUUUCACACAAUUUUUUCUUUUUUAAUUAAUAAAAUAUAUUUUAAAGUUUAUAAAGUUCAAGUGAAUGGGUCUAAGGAUUUUAUGACAAUUAACUAAUGAUCGUACGUGUUUGGGUUGAGUGAGAUGUAGAAUGAACCUAAAACGGCUUUACGGGAUGGGAUUCCGGAAAGUAGCGGUGACCGGCAUGCAACCGGUGGGGUGCAUACCCGCCGUCGUCGUCGCUCCGUCCACUUUCAGUUACCCCAGCUGCAACGCCUUAUCUGUGGCCCACAAUUUCUUCCUCAAGCUGCUAGUAAGUUUUCUCAACAAGUUCAACCGAACCGGUCCUUUUGUCAUCAUCGAUCUUUAUGCCGCCUUCACCGCUGCCCUCAACAUUCACAACAACCUCCCAGGUAGAUAAUACGAAUAUGUGUAUGGAUAUAUAGCUAGAUACACAAUAAAUAAAUUCCUUUUGACCUUUGUUUUUGUACAUUCUAGCUCACGUAUAUUUUCAUCUAAUAUUUUUAUUAGAAUAUAUUAUAUGAUUUGAUCAAUCCCCCAAUAUCCUCCUGUAAUAUCCCUUGAUUCCCUCUUGUAUUUAUUCUCUUUCCUUGUAUUACUUCAUGGUGAUUGUAUAAAUUGUGACAUAGUGGAGACUUUCCCCUCAAGGGGCUUUAUUCAAAUGUUUUACAUGGUAUCAGACUGUUCGAUCCAACCCCCAUCUUAGUUCCAUUUUUUUUCUUUUUCCAGUCAUGGUUGGCGACAACCAGCCCUCCAAGUCUACCAUCCAUCCUGCUCUCACACUGAACAAUAUCAAAACCCACAUCCCAAUCACUCUUGAUCUUAAAGAUGAUGAAUACUCCUCAUGGGUUUUCUUGUUUGAGCUUCACCUUGAGGCUCACAAUUUGAUGUUUCUAAUUGACGGCGAAGCUGCCCCAAGCACCAUUGACGGCCCCACCCGCAAGCAAUUGGAUGCUCUAGUUCGUCAAUGGAUGUUCUCCACCAUGUCCAAAGACUUGAUGCUCACCGUCCUAAAAUCCGGCAAAACCGCCAAGGACCUAUGGGACCGUCUUAAGUCUCUCUUUCAAGACAAUAAAGGUACUCGUGCUGCACUGAUAGAAAUCAAGUUCGUUAAUCUCAAGUUUGUGGACUGUUCAAGUGUGGAUGACUACUGUGACAAACUCCACACCUUUGCUGAACGUCUUCAAGACCUGGGAUUUGCCAUGGAUGACAAACGGCUGGUCAUUCAACUGGUCAACGGUCUGCCGCCCGAAUAUGACACCGUGGCUUCCUUAAUUUCCCAAACAAUGCCUUCAUUUGAGGCUGCCCGUUCUCAAUUGCGUACGGAAGAAAAACGUCGUGCCCAGCAAUCUGCGGUUACUUCCCCUACUGCACUGGUCGUUCCAGCAUCUCCUAGUGCAGCAGCUUAUCAAACGGAGCCUUCAGCAUCGAAUCAGGCCGCGGUAUACCAGACAGAGGCUUCAGCAUCCAAUCGGGUCUCCACUCCGACCCGACAGCCUCGAAUCUCUAGCAACCACCGCCGGAGCCGUUCAAACAAUCGACGCCCUAUGAGUUCUGAUUCGUCCGGCCACUCGUCUCCUGGUCGAUUUCUGGCUCCAGGUCACUCCCCUGCUGGCGCACCGCUAAUACCCGGCUAUCCCUCGCCGUGGCAGCCUUUCUGGGCGAUUCCGCCGUGCCCCUAUCCGACGGCAUCGCCGGGACCUCUCUGGACGCCUUCACCCGGUCGUCUCUCUGGUGCACGAGGCAGUUCUGGGCGUCCUAUUGCGGCUGCGGCAAACUCAAAUCAAGGGCAGGCCUAUUUUACUCCUACGGCAGAAACGUUGCAUCCAGAAGAUCUGGCCCAAGCCUACAGCUCUCUUUCUCUAAAGCAGCCAGAUAAUAAUUUUUAUAUGGACACAGGUGCUACUUCGCAUCUCACCGCGGAUUCAGGACCUGACUUCGGGGACAUGUAUUAUGAGAUGCAAUAGCACCGGGGAGCUAUAUCCUAUCACCACCAAUACAGUGGCUUCCAAGCCUAUACCUCUCUCACUUGCAGUUGUGUCACCAGAUCUUUGGCAUAAUCGACUUGGCCAUCCUGGCAAGGCGGUUAUGGAUUCACUUCGCACUCAAUCUUUAAUUAAUUGUAAUAAGGAAUAUAAUUCCAUACUUUGUCAUUCCUGUCAAAUUAGUAAACAUGUUAGGUUACCAUUUUUCCCUUCCGGGCCUAAUACUGUUGCUCCGUUUGACAUUAUUCAUAGUGAUUUAUGGACAUGUCCCAUUAAUAUUAAUACUGGUUUUCGG
This is a messenger RNA of Cuscuta epithymum, 2504 nucleotides long. NCBI's taxonomy places the organism in Eukaryota, Viridiplantae, Streptophyta, Magnoliopsida, Solanales, Convolvulaceae. The record is from the annotation of a GenBank genome assembly.